Nematocida minor is the source of this 2178-nucleotide messenger RNA. RefSeq lists its product as uncharacterized. The coding region runs from base 1 to 2178 and encodes 725 amino acids. The record is from RefSeq and is a predicted model, not a curated record. The transcript has a single exon. NCBI's taxonomy places the organism in Eukaryota, Fungi, Microsporidia.
AUGAUCAUGAACUUGCGGCCGCAGCACGAAAAGCUCCUCAGAGAAAUCUACAAGAGAGAGGGGACAGUUGACGAACAAAAACUCUCCUUCUUCAAGCACUACCUGCAGCAGAAGCCCAUGAAGAUUUCUGAGAGCAUGAACACUCUGAAAGAGUACACGAAAAAGUACGCACAGUCGAACAACUUCGAGAAACACCUGACAACUCUCAUCAUUUCCUCGCAUCUCAUCCAAGACUACUCGAUGUUCUGCACCUCCUUUGAGAUAGCAGCUCUCAAGCUCAUAAAAACCCAUCUGAAGGUGAUAUUCCGGAUGAUGAAAAAGGGCGUGGCAGCGUACCCCACGGGCUUCAUAGACGCGUGUUGCAGCGAGAUAAAAAGAUGCUUUGUUCUUUUCACGUAUGCGGGGACAAGGUGCUCGCAGGCUGAAAGCUUGAGCACGCAAAUAUUCCUGGCCAUAUGCAGCGCAAUAGACAAUGAGUUUACGUGCGAAAGAAGAACACACUUGGAAAAUACAGAGCUGUAUGAGAGAAUUUCAAAUAUCUACGCAGGCAACUGGAGCACUCUGUCAACGAUCAACAUCAAAAAGAAAGAGCUAGACGAAGAGAGAAUGAGCCCUCCGAAGGACCCAGACGACGAGUCGUAUAGCACCGACGCCACAGCAUCGUACAACUUCGCAGAAAUGUCAUAUAAUUACACAGAGGACAAGACUUCAUCGUCAUCAUCUAUUUUUUCAGCAAACGACAAAACAGAGGCUGACAAAAAACAAGAUAAAAAAGAAAUAAGCGAAUCAGCAACAGCAAGACAGCCUGCACAAAAGGACGUGCCAGAGUACAGGGCAGGAGACGGCCUAGCAAAUAGAAUGCAGGGCAUGUCGAUAGCAAAUAGCACAACCUCGCUCAACUCUUUCGCAAUGAAAAAAGAGUUCAUAUCUGCAGAAGGAUUCAUCAUCAAGUCAAGCAGCCAGAACAGGACAGAAUUUAACGACAUGUUUUUCCUCACUCUUUUGUCAAUGGUUAUUAAGACAGCAGGCCUCCUCGUUCGCCACCCAGAGAAAAAGAUCUCCAGCUUGAACAAAGCCCUCAUAAAGGCAGCACCAUUCAACAGAGAGCUGCGUCAGGACAUAUUCAGCAGCUACUUCCAUCUUCUGGCGCCUGCCUCCAUUCUGUCCACAGCUAUUUUUCAGGUACUAGAAAUAGCAAGCGAAAGAGAGAUCGAGAACAUGCACAACAUCAUAUACUACCACAUAAGCACAGACUGCUACUCUGAGAUAAUCCGGCAGGCAAAUGCAAUCCUUGCCUCUCGCAGGUCUAAAAUGUUUGACUCCGCAAAUAACGUAGAGAAGAACAGGCGCACGUACAUUUUCUUGCUGCUGCAGACCGUUUUAUUUGUGAACACGAUAGAGACAUCAAUCCCAACUGCUCAGAUAGCAAAGAGCUUCUAUUUCCUUCUUAGGUCACUAUUUCCAAAAAAAACACUUUUCAGAAAGAUCGUUCUCACAGACGCAGACAUACAGGAAAGAGCCCUUACAGUCAAGUACUUCAAACUGUUUAUAACCAAGUGCCAGGACAAAGAGAACAUGUUCCACUCUCUCCUAAGGCGCUCUUUCCAAAAGGAGGUGGGGAUAGGAACAUCCACUGUUCCGUCUGAUCUAAAGCUGCUGAUUUCAAAAGAGCUGGAGUAUACGGUGAUGCAGCUGGAAAAGUGCACAUCGCUCGGCCUUCUGGAGGUUCUUUUGGAGAUAUCUUCAUCACCGAACCUGCAGUUCAGGGAGUACAUCAACAGCACGCUUGAGCUGAUAAUUGAGAAGGGAAUUCUUGGAAAAAGAUCGCAGUUUGAAGAGCACAAGAGGAUAAGUCUGUUUGCCAAGAUACGCACACAGGCGAUACAGCACGGCGGUCUGUACAUUUCUCUUCUGAAGAAGUCCAUUCCCACAAUCAACAAGUCGGAAAUAAAAACAGUGGCAGGCGUCUUUGCGAUCCUGAACGAGAGCUCAGGCCUGGAAGAGUGCAGUAAAUACGUAGACAUAACAGGAACGAACUACAACAUAGAAGAAGACAACAGGCUGUGCAAGAGAGAAAACAGUGUGCAGGGAAGCAGCAUUCGCUCAGGCACUACUUUUGGUGGUGUACGUAAAAGCUCCAUUAGGCUUUUUGAAAUGUUUAAGAAAUUAAAUAAAUAA